UGUUGUGGUUCCGCUUUACACGCCGCUCCGAAUAAAAUAAAAUCAAUAAUUUCCUAAAGGGAAUACCUAUGGAUAUAGGCAGUAUCCCCAACUCAACAUCAGUCGAUAGAAAUUUGAGAAAAAAGGCGCGUGCGGCUCUCUUAAAAGUGUUUGCAUCAAAACUAAUAUUUCCUGAGUGAGCCAUUUAGCAGUCUGAUCGCCAGUUCCUGCAACCACCCUCCACGAUGAGAUUCCAGCAGCUCCUGCAAGUGCGCAGAUUGGCCAGCGCCGGGGCCACCACCUUGAUGAGGCGACCCACCACUGGCACCGCACUGGCCACCCACCCCGCCGCCAGCACCACCACCACCACCACCGGCACCACUCCCAUCGCAACCACUGUGCGCACAAUGGCGGGCAGCGGGGCACCGAUUCCGGAGCUCACGGAGAUUACGGACAAUGUGAAGCGCGGCAACUUCGCCUCUCUGACCGACAAGGAUGUGGUGCACUUCGAGCAGCUCCUGGGCAAGAACUUCGUCCUCACCGAGGACCUCGAGGGAUACAAUAUCUGCUUUCUAAAAAGGAUUCGAGGUAACAGCAAGCUGGUUCUGAAGCCCGGCAACACGGCGGAGGUGGCCGCCAUCCUGAGGUACUGCAACGAGCGGCGCCUGGCGGUGGUGCCCCAGGGCGGGAACACGGGUCUGGUGGGCGGAUCCGUGCCCAUCUGCGACGAGAUCGUGCUCUCGCUGGCGCGCCUCAACAAGGUGCUGUCCGUGGACGAGGUCACCGGCAUCGCCGUCGUGGAGGCGGGCUGCAUCCUGGAGAACUUCGACCAGCGGGCCAGGGAGGUGGGUCUGACGGUGCCGCUGGACCUGGGCGCCAAGGCCAGCUGCCACAUCGGCGGCAAUGUGUCCACCAAUGCGGGCGGAGUGCGCGUGGUGCGCUACGGCAACCUGCACGGAUCCGUUCUGGGCGUGGAGGCGGUGCUGGCCACCGGCGAGGUCCUGAACCUGAUGUCCGACUUCAAGAAGGACAACACCGGCUACCACAUGAAGCACCUGUUCAUCGGAUCCGAGGGCACGCUGGGCGUGGUCACCAAGCUCUCGAUGCUCUGCCCCCAUUCCUCGCGGGCGGUCAACGUGGCCUUCAUCGGCCUGAACUCCUUCGACGAUGUGCUGAAGACCUUCGUCAGUGCCAAACGCAAUCUGGGCGAGAUCCUCAGCUCCUGCGAGCUCAUUGACGAGCGGGCCCUGAACACCGCUCUCGAGCAGUUCAAGUUCCUCAACUCGCCCAUUUCGGGCUUCCCCUUCUACAUGCUGAUCGAGACGUCGGGAAGCAACGGCGACCACGACGAGGAGAAGAUCAACCAGUUCAUUGGCGACGGCAUGGAGCGCGGCGAGAUCCAGGAUGGCACCGUGACCGGGGAUCCGGGGAAGGUGCAGGAGAUCUGGAAGAUCAGGGAGAUGGUGCCGCUGGGCCUGAUCGAGAAGAGUUUCUGCUUCAAGUACGACAUCUCGCUGCCGCUGCGGGACUUCUACAACAUCGUGGACGUGAUGCGGGAGCGGUGCGGCUCCCUGGCCACCGUGGUCUGCGGCUAUGGCCACCUGGGCGACUCCAACCUGCACCUGAACGUCUCCUGCGAGGAGUUCAACGACGAGAUCUACAAGCGGGUGGAGCCCUUCGUCUACGAGUACACCUCCAAGCUGAAGGGCAGCAUCAGUGCGGAGCACGGCAUCGGGUUCCUGAAGAAGGACUACCUCCACUACUCCAAGGACCCGGUGGCCAUCGGCUACAUGCGCGACAUGAAGAAGCUCCUGGACCCCAACGGCAUCCUCAAUCCCUACAAGGUGCUCAACUGAAGUCGGAUUCCAGUAAAUGAUAAGUGAAAAGUUGUGUGUUUUAUUUUUUUUUUUGUAAUUUCCAUAUGUGUACGCGUAAUAAAUUGAUGCAAAAAUAAUUUAGAAAAUGU
Messenger RNA from Drosophila rhopaloa, 1945 nucleotides. It is a transcript of the gene D2hgdh, whose product is annotated as D-2-hydroxyglutarate dehydrogenase, mitochondrial. The record is from RefSeq and is a predicted model, not a curated record. Gene Ontology annotation, cellular component: mitochondrion. NCBI's taxonomy places the organism in Eukaryota, Metazoa, Arthropoda, Insecta, Diptera, Drosophilidae. Gene Ontology annotation, molecular function: FAD binding; catalytic activity. The coding region runs from base 225 to 1835 and encodes 536 amino acids. The transcript has 6 exons.